UCGGAACGCAUAAUUUAUACGCUAACCACAAUGGACGACCAGGAAUUUCAAUUGGCCAGAAACGAUUUCGAUCUGGAUGCCAUCCGAAAUCGACUGAUCAACUGCAUCUGUGAGCUGCAAUCAAGACGGAAUGAGGUUAACUCGCUGAAAUCUGCUCUGGAUGAUUCUAAUCGAGCAAAAGCCACGCUGGAGCAAGAUGCGAAAAAUUUCAAUCGAGAAUUAACAGACCUUCGGGAUCAACUGAAAAUUGCACUGGACGCGCUCAAUCAAAAGGACUCAAUCCGGAAUGGAUUCAUGGAAAAUGCUGCCCGGCAGAAUGUGCAGCUGGAAGCGUUGACGAACGACAACGAACGGUUGCAGGCAAAGAUGCAGGCGUCUCAGGUGAAGAUUAUGGAACUGACACGGGACAACAACAAACUACGGGACCAAAUGAAGGUUCUGCAGGGAACGCAGAAUCAACCCGGCGAAACUGCCGAUCGAAUCUGGAAGGCGAUGGAUACUCUCAAUAGUCAUUUGCAAAAGCUGGAAGCUGAACACGUGGUGCUCAGUGAAACGGCCGAGUCGUCGAACAAGUUAGCUGAAGAAGCCGCUGUCGCAGUUGCCAACAGCAAGAGCAGUCUGAUGAAGAUGCAAUCCGAUAGUAUUGUUUUCAUGCGGAGAAUAGUGGAUUUGGAGGCAAAACUUCUGUCAAUUUCGUCGAAGACUGAUGGGAAUGGUGCAGCAGAAAAUGAGGAGGAUUCAUAUGUAAAGUUUGAAGAGCACUUGAAAGUGAUCAAUGGAGAACUGGAACAGGAACGUGAAGCGAAUGUUAAGUUGAGAGCUGACAUUUCUUCACUGCUGGCUCUUCAGGAUUGUCUCACCAAACAGCUGGAUGUUGCAGUCAACCCAUGCAACAACAACAGCAGCAACGAACCAAUCGAAAAGCAUUCGAAAUCUACCGAUGUCGAAUCAAUGGAAGCAUCCUCUUGA
Molecule: messenger RNA, 969 nt
Organism: Ochlerotatus camptorhynchus
Lineage: Eukaryota; Metazoa; Arthropoda; Insecta; Diptera; Culicidae
Product: tropomyosin-like
Exons: 5
Coding region: 31-969 (312 amino acids)
Source: RefSeq, a predicted model, not a curated record